Messenger RNA from Melanotaenia boesemani (Boeseman's rainbowfish), 2031 nucleotides. Its product is annotated as retinal Mueller cells isomerohydrolase-like. The transcript has 14 exons. Lineage: Eukaryota; Metazoa; Chordata; Actinopteri; Atheriniformes; Melanotaeniidae. Bases 108 to 1706 code for a protein of 532 amino acids. Gene Ontology annotation, biological process: zeaxanthin biosynthetic process; retinal metabolic process. Gene Ontology annotation, molecular function: retinol isomerase activity; beta-carotene 15,15'-dioxygenase activity; all-trans-retinyl-ester hydrolase, 11-cis retinol forming activity. The record is from RefSeq and is a predicted model, not a curated record.
GAAAAAUAAAGAAGGGAGAAGGAGGGCUUAGUUUCUAUCCCUCAUCACAGGAAGUCUGCUUAGUUUAAAUCUAAUCUUUCUUGUGCGAACAACUUGUGUACAGCAGCAUGGUCAGCCGGGUGGAGCAUCCUGCUGCAGGAUACAAGAAGAUCUUUGAGACAGUGGAGGAGCUGAAUGAACCAAUAACUACACAAGUCACCGGUGUUAUCCCGUCAUGGCUGGGGGGCAGUCUUCUCAGGAUGGGUCCAGGUCUUUUCGAGGUUGGGGAUGAACCUUUUAACCACCUUUUUGAUGGACAGGCUCUCAUGCACAAGUUUGACCUGAAGAAUGGUCAGGUGACGUACUACAGGAGAUUCAUCAGAACGGAUGCGUACGUUCGAGCCAUGACAGAGAACAGAGUCGUCAUCACUGAGUUUGGCACCACAGCCUAUCCAGACCCCUGCAAAAACAUCUUCUCCAGGUUUUUUACUUACUUCAGAGGCAUUGAGGUGACUGAUAACUGUUUGGUGAACAUUUAUCCGAUUGGAGAAGACUUCUACGCUGUCACUGAAACCAAUUACAUCACCAAGGUUGAUCCUGAUUCCCUUGAGACGUUAAAGAAGGUGGAUCUAUGCAAAUACGUCUCAGUGAAUGGGGUGACGGCCCACCCACACAUUGAAGCAGAUGGUACAGUCUAUAAUGUCGGUAACUGCUUUGGCAAGAACAUGAGUCUGGCUUACAACAUUGUCAAGAUUCCACCUGCACAGAAAGAUAAGUCAGACCCCAUAGAGGAAUCCCAAGUUGUGGUUCAGCUACCGAGCAGUGAGCGGCUGAAACCCUCCUACAUGCACAGUUUUGGGAUGACAGAGAAUUAUUUUGUAUUUGUGGAGCAGCCGGUGAAGAUCAACCUGCUGAAGUUCCUGUCAGCUUGGAGCAUCAGAGGAGCCACGUACAUGGACUGCUUUGAAUCCAAUGACACUAUGGGGACAUGGUUCCACUUGGCCACGAAGAACCCAGCAGAGUAUAUGAGCAGCCACAAGUUCAGAACAUCAGCUUUCAACCUCUUUCAUCACAUCAACACCUAUGAAGACCAGGGAUUCGUCGUGGUGGACCUCUGCACGUGGAAGGGACAUGAAUUUGUGUAUAACUACCUGUACCUGGCCAAUUUGAAGGAGGAGUGGGAGGAGGUGAAGAGAGCAGCAAUGAGAGCUCCUCAGCCUGAAGUCCGACGAUACGUUCUGCCGCUGGACAUCCACAGAGAGGAGCAGGGCAAGAAUCUGGUGUCACUUCCCUACACCACAGCAACUGCUGUUCUUCACAGCGAUGGCACCAUCUGGCUUGAACCCGAAGUCCUGUUUUCUGGACCAAGACAGGCCUUUGAGUUUCCACAGAUCAACUACUCUCGGUGCUGCGGGAAGAAGUACUCCUUCGCCUAUGGCCUUGGACUGAACCAUUUCAUCCCUGACAGGAUCAUCAAGCUGAAUGUGCAGACCAAAGAGACCUGGGUGUGGCAGGAGGAAGAGUGUUACCCAUCAGAGCCGCUGUUUGUACCAACACCUGGAGCCACAGAGGAGGAUGAUGGUGUGUUGCUGAGCAUUGUGGUGAAACCAGGUGCAGAAAGACCAGGAUUCCUGCUGGUCUUGGACGCUACAAACCUAAAGGAGCUUGCCAGGGCCACGGUGAACAUCAUCAUCCCUGUCACUUUUCAUGGGAUGUACAAACCAUGAUCCCAAACCUAUCGUCCUAAACACUCCGGUCUCUUCCUGUUUCUUACGAGCUAAAGAAAUAGUUUGUAGCAAUAUAGCUGCUAAGAACCCGAGAGUAUAUUAUAAAAAUUUGAUUGAGUGGCUAAAUAAUAUGUUAAAAGUAGUUUCUAUAGCCCCCAGGUUAAUUGUAAUAAAAAGUUGACCACUAUCUUGCAGCUGGGGGUUAGAAGCAUCAAUGUGUACAAAAACAUGUUCUGUUUUAUAAACAAAAAGGCUUAGAACUGAAAUGACCAAAUACAAACUGUAUUUUGCUAAAUAUAUUUUAAACAGUUUUAUGCAAAUAAAA